AUGAAGCCCAAGAACGCCCUCGCCUACGAGGCCCUGCUGCGGGUGGCCGUCACUGUGGGGGACGCCCUAGAGGACAGGUGGCUGGACAUCCUGCGCUGCAUGAGCCGCUGGGAGCUGCUGCAGCAGAUGGCCAGCAGCACGCCCACAGACGCGGCGCUCUUCGCGGCGCCGGGCGGUGCGGAGAAGGGGCCGGUCGGCAUCGGGGGCCGCGCGGCGGCGGCUCUCAAGGACCAGCUGAGGAAGCUGGGCAACCCGGGGGGCGGCGGCGGGGCGGCGGCGGCGGCUGCUUCGCAGCCAUCCUAUACCGAGGGUGUCAAGUCUAUGGACACGCUGGCCAUGAGUGAGAUGAGCGUGAAGAAGGCGGCGGGCGGCGGCCGCGACGACGACGGGCACGUGCCCCUGGAGAUCAUCCACUCUGUUGACGUCAGCGAGAUCCAGCAGGUCUACCUGGCGUCAUCCCGCCUGGACUCUGACGCGGUCGUGGCGUUCGUGCGUGCCCUCGCCGCCAUCAGCCUGGACGAGCUGCGUGACACGCGCGCCCCGCGUGUGUUCAGCCUCACCAAGAUUGUCGAGAUCGCCCACUUCAAUAUGGGGCGCAUCAGGCUGGUGUGGAGCCGCAUCUGGGCGGUGCUGUCAGAGUACUUCAUCGCAGUGGGCUGCCACGCCAACCUCGCAAUCGCAAUGUAUGCGGUCGACAGCCUGCGCCAGCUGGCCAUGAAGUUCCUGGAGCGUGAUGAGCUGGCAAACUACACCUUCCAGAACGACUUCCUGCGGCCGUUUGUGGUGGUCAUGAGGCAGAGCCAGUCCAUUGAGAUCCGGGAGCUGAUCAUCCGCUGCCUGAGCCAGAUGGUGCUGGCGCGCGUUGACAACAUCAAGAGCGGCUGGAAGAGCAUGUUCAUGGUCUUCACCACAGCGGCGGGGGACCCAGACCCCACCAUCGUGCGGCUGGCGUUUGACACGAUCGAGCGCAUCGUGCGGGAGCACUUUGGCCACAUCACCGAGACCGAGGCCGCCACCUUCACGGACUGCGUCAACUGCCUCAUCGCCUUCACCAACAACCCCCACUCCAUGGAGCGGCCAUGA
This is a messenger RNA of Monoraphidium neglectum, 1083 nucleotides long. RefSeq names its product Brefeldin A-inhibited guanine nucleotide-exchange protein. The record is from RefSeq and is a predicted model, not a curated record. NCBI's taxonomy places the organism in Eukaryota, Viridiplantae, Chlorophyta, Chlorophyceae, Sphaeropleales, Selenastraceae. The transcript is spliced from 11 exons. The coding region runs from base 1 to 1083 and encodes 360 amino acids. Gene Ontology annotation, cellular component: trans-Golgi network.